AUGGUCCAGCACUGGCAAGUCAUUGCACCCGCGCGCAAAGAAACAACUGGCGUCCUAGGCGAGUGGAUGGACGCCCUAGCCUCAAACAGCGCUGGAGGACUCGUUCCACUCCUAGCAGUUCCACUUAAUGCCCACCGUGAGCAAAUUGACGGAUUCGUGCCGGGCGAAAAUGCCGAAGAUAAUGAAGACGGUGAUUUCAUCUGCUCAAAGCAAACACGACGGGACGGUCUCUCCCAGAACCACUCCGGCAAAGCCGCAAGAAUCGAGCGUCACAAUGCAACAGAAAUCAGCAUGACGAGCCCGAAAUCACUUCUUAAUUUUCCCUCUACGAUUCAUCACCAGAUAUUCUCAUACCUUGAUUUUGUGGAAGAUGUGCUGAGAUUCAGCUUGACGAAUCGAUACUUCUGGGCGGUCGGACUCUCGCAUAUCGAAGACCACAUUAUCAAUUCUCUCGCGCCAUGGGCCGGCGAGAAGAUCAUGUGCGUCAGCGAUAAAAGCGACCCGCACGAUUUUCCACCCGGUCUUCUCAACGCGACUCAGGCCGAAGAGGUCAGGGAACUAAACAAAGUGUACGAUCUGAACUCAUUCUCCAUCCGAAACACCUACAAAAAGAUCGGCGGGCCACCACUAUCGCAAAGACUCCAAAGAUGGUUCCUCGACUACGAAGCAAGUCACUACAUGGGCUCCGCAAAUCGAGCAGAAAUUAUGAUGGGUCUCAAGCCCGAGAUUCUAGAGUUCUAUCCGCGGGAUCAGCGGUGGAUACUGCGUAAUUUGACGACUCGAGAAUACGUCCGGGGAGAAGUAAUCGCACUCAAAGAGGAAUUCAUCCACGGUCCUCAGAUUGAAGUCUUUGGUUUUGCGGAGGUGUUGAUCUCGCGGAUCUCUUGGUCGUCGGAACCUGAGAAGAUUGGUGGCGGUGAUCAUAUUACGCGGGGGAAAUGGGCGGGUCAUCGAUUUGAUAUUACGCCGCUGGCUUGGCUUCAGGAGAAACACGGCAUGGAAGGUUGGAGGGAUGUUAGUAAUGAGAUAUUGCGAGAGAUUGAUUUAACUCUCGGGGGUCAGCUGGGUGAUGAUUGGCGGGAUCAGAUGGCGAGGAAUUAUGGGGAAGCAUGCGAAGCAGGCCCUUGUUGA
Molecule: messenger RNA, 1131 nt
Organism: Penicillium subrubescens
Lineage: Eukaryota; Fungi; Ascomycota; Eurotiomycetes; Eurotiales; Aspergillaceae
Product: F-box protein
Exons: 2
Coding region: 1-1131 (376 amino acids)
Molecular function (GO): protein binding
Source: RefSeq, a predicted model, not a curated record